Lingula anatina is the source of this 2890-nucleotide messenger RNA. RefSeq names its product plasma membrane calcium-transporting ATPase 2. Gene Ontology annotation, cellular component: intracellular membrane-bounded organelle; plasma membrane. Lineage: Eukaryota; Metazoa; Brachiopoda; Lingulata; Lingulida; Lingulidae. The record is from RefSeq and is a predicted model, not a curated record. Gene Ontology annotation, biological process: regulation of cytosolic calcium ion concentration; calcium ion transmembrane transport. Gene Ontology annotation, molecular function: P-type calcium transporter activity; ATP hydrolysis activity; ATP binding.
ACGUAGAAGCCAAUGCCAGCACAGGCAACUCCCACUUUAAGGCAGGCACUGCUAACGCUGACGGUGACAGAGACGUGGAGGCCCCGCCCCCAGGAGAGGAGGGGGAGCAGGGAGAGCAACAGAAGAAGGAGGGAGGGGGGCAAGGGUUUGGCAGGAAGGAAAAGUCCGUGCUGCAGGCCAAACUGAACAAGCUGGCCAUCCAGAUUGGCUAUGCUGGUACCAUCAUCGCAGUUUUGGUUGUGAUUGUGUUAAUAGUUAGGUUCUGUGUAGAGACGUACGCUGGGGAGAAUGCCCGCGCCUGGAACACCAAAGAUUUGCAGUUUUUUGUCAAGUACUUCAUCCUGGGUGUCACGGUACUGGUGGUGGCUGUCCCAGAGGGGCUGCCCCUGGCUGUUACACUAGCUCUGGCCUACUCUGUCAGGAAAAUGAUGCACGACAACAACUUAGUGCGGCACUUGGAUGCCUGUGAGACCAUGGGCAACGCCACUGCCAUCUGCUCUGAUAAGACUGGAACACUGACCACCAACAGAAUGACCGUUGUCCAGAGUUAUAUUGGAGAACAGCAUUACAAGAGCACUCCAGACUUCAAGAGCCUCCCAGCACAGACAGGACAGUUACUGAUCAGAUGUGUCUCCAUCAACAGUGGCUACAGUACCAGGGUUAUUAAAUCUCCAACAGAGGACCUUCCGAAGCAGCUGGGUAACAAGACAGAGUGUGCUCUGCUGGGGUUUGUGAUGGAUCUGGGCCAGAGCUACCAGGCGAUACGAGAAGAAGUCCCAGAAGAGAGAUUCCACAGAGUGUAUACAUUCAACUCCAUGAGGAAGUCCAUGAGCACGGUCAUCCCUACGGAACACGGGUUCAGACUUUUCAAUAAAGGAGCCUCCGAAAUGGUGCUGAGGAGAUGUACUUUUAUUCUUGGAGCUGGAGGCAGGGUGCGACCAUUUUCUGCCCAUGAUGCAGAUAACUUGAUUAAAAGAGUGAUUGAACCAAUGGCAAUGGACGGCUUGAGAACUAUAGGAAUAGCUUAUAAGGACUUUGUCAAACACAACCCAGCCACCAAUGAGGUCCACUUUGACUCGGAGCCUAACUGGGACGACGAGGACAGCAUCGUGUCUGGACUGACCUUGAUUGCAAUCACUGGGAUUGAGGAUCCUGUCAGACCAGAGGUUCCAGAGGCCAUACGGAAGUGUCAACGUGCCGGAAUCACGGUGCGUAUGGUGACAGGUGACAACAUCAACACAGCCAGGUCCAUAGCAACCAAGUGUGGAAUCAUCCACCCUGGUGAUGACUUCCUAGUCCUGGAGGGAGGAGAUUUCAACAAGCAGGUUAAGAAUGAUCAUGAUGAGGUUGUACAAGAAAACCUGGACAAGAUUUGGCCCAGACUCCGUGUUUUGGCCAGGUCUUCCCCAACAGAUAAGUAUGUACUAGUCAAGGGCAUCAUUGACAGUAAACUCAGUGCCAAUAGAGAGGUGGUGGCAGUGACGGGAGACGGUACCAACGACGGACCUGCACUGAAAAAAGCAGAUGUUGGAUUUGCUAUGGGUAUUGCUGGAACAGAUGUGGCUAAGGAAGCAUCUGAUAUCAUCCUUACAGAUGACAACUUUACCAGUAUAGUCAAGGCUGUGAUGUGGGGCAGAAAUGUCUAUGACAGUAUCGCCAAAUUCUUACAAUUCCAGUUGACUGUCAAUGUUGUAGCUGUAAUAGUGGCAUUCAUUGGUUCACUGACAGUGAGGGACAGUCCACUCAAGGCUAUUCAGAUGUUAUGGGUCAAUCUUAUUAUGGACACUCUUGCGUCUUUAGCCCUGGCAACAGAGAUGCCCACAGAGGAACUAUUGCAGCGUAAACCAUAUGGCAGGACGAAAGCUCUUAUUUCACGCACUAUGAUGAAAAAUAUCAUUGGUCAUUCUAUCUACCAACUUACUGUACUUUUUGUUAUUUUGUAUGCAGGGGACGUGCUGUUUGACAUCGAUAGUGGCAUAAAUGUAGAUAUUAAUGCCCCUCCAACGCAACAUUUCACUAUAAUCUUCAAUGCCUUUGUUAUGAUGACUUUAUUCAAUGAGAUUAAUUCCCGUAAGAUCCAUGGGCAAAGGAAUGUGUUUGAAGGAUUACAGAGAAAUGUGCUCUUUAUUGGCAUCUGGAUUACAACAAUGUUUUUUCAGGUCAUUCUUGUAGAGUUACUAGGUUUUGCUUUUUCCACAACCAAUCUUGAACCAGAGCACUGGAUGUGGUGCCUGUUCCUAGGAAUUGGAUCAUUGCUAUGGGGACAGCUGAUCACCACCCUUCCCACAGCCAAGCUUCCAAAGCGUCUCAGCCUGGGCAAGAUGAAAGAGGCCGAGAUCGUUGCCAUGGAGUCGGAGGAUGUGGUGGAGCGUCCAGUUGGUGCGCCAGCUGCCACAUCUGGACACAUCCUGUGGGUCAGAGGACUGACCAGGCUCCAGACUCAGUUGCGAGUUGUUCGAGCCUUUAGGAGCACGCUGGAAGACCUGGAGGAGAAACGUAGUGUCCACAGUUUUCACAGUUUACGUAGCUUUCACAGCUCGCGUAGUCACCAGGGCCCAAGAGGGCUGUCAGACGAGGCGUACAGCCCAUCAGAUAAGAGCACAGACAAAAACGGAACUUUUUUGACAGCAGAUGCUGCAUACGAAAACAUUAUGGGUGCACUGAGUCGCUCAACAGAGAAUGUCCCUCUGAUGGACAAAAGCACCAGUGAUCAAACAAAACCAGCAGCCAGUGCAAAAUCCUCAAGUACCUCAGACCUCAAUUCCAAAUCCCACGAAACAACCAUCUAGUUUUUAAAAAAAGAUGCGUGUCGUCAACGCUUUCCGCGUUCCUGCCGACACUUCGCAACCUUCUAUUCUGUUAAAACCAGCGUACCGGAAACAAACCUCGC